CAGGGCUUGUUUCCGAACGCAUCGCAUCUCUGGGAAUUUGGUUAGAGAAUAAAUCUAAAUUCUUUUGCUUUUUACGCAUCGGUCAGGUUUAUUCUAAGACGCCCUUAUCGCUUAUUUCUUAAACCUGUCGUGUUUUGUUUUCAAAUCACAUUCUGUCUGGUAACAGGCCUGUAUCCAUUCAUUCGUGUUUUCAUUUGGGUUCUUAUUUAACGUAAAUACACCAAAGGAUCAGCAGGUUUUUUGUAUCGUGAAGAAAAUCGUCCGGACAUUUGCUGUCUCUGCUUCUUUUUCUGUCACUGGAAGGAUUUCGCAGGCCUCCUGCCACAUCUUUGAAAGCAUGAAAAACUCAACUGCCAGAACUGAGAUGGAUUAUCUGAACCAGUAUCAUGAGGAGGACAACAGCAGCUCCAACAGCAAUGAGUGCACUUACCAGGACUGUACCAAGAAGGUCGCACUGGGCAGCCAAUGCCCUGACAUAGACGCAGAGAGUCAAAAGUUCCUCCCUGAACACAACGUGGGGAAGAAGAAGUAUGAGACUGAAUAUCACCAGGGCAACGCCUCCUUCGGCAUGUCCGUUUUCAACCUGGGCAAUGCCAUCAUGGGCAGUGGCAUCCUGGGUCUGUCCUACGCUAUGGCCAACACUGGCAUUGCUCUAUUUGUGAUUCUCCUCGUGGCUGUUGCCAUCUUCUCCUUGUAUUCUGUCCACUUGCUGCUGAAGACGGCCAAUGAAGGAGGUGCACUUGUGUACGAGCAGCUUGGCUACAAAGCCUUCGGGUUGCCAGGGAAACUCGCCGCUUCCUUCUCAAUCACCAUGCAGAACAUCGGAGCCAUGUCAAGCUACCUCUACAUCGUCAAAUAUGAGCUGCCCAUCGUCAUUGAAACCUUACUGGGAUCAAGCAAUGAGUGA
This is a messenger RNA of Paralichthys olivaceus (Japanese flounder), 907 nucleotides long. NCBI's taxonomy places the organism in Eukaryota, Metazoa, Chordata, Actinopteri, Pleuronectiformes, Paralichthyidae. The record is from RefSeq and is a predicted model, not a curated record.